AUGGCUGCGUCAUCCUUAAUUUUCACAACUUUGCUGGUGGGCUUGACGUCUGUUGCAUCAGCCGACCCCGUACUCAUUCAGAGCUGUGACAAAGUCACGUACCCCAAUCAGGUCCUUCUCAGAGACCAAACCGAGUACACCUCGGAAAAGGCGGCUUUCUGGUCCACAAUCCAAGGAGCAGCUUCUCCCGCUUGCUUCUUUACACCUUUGAGCGCACAAGAGGUUUCAAAGGCUGUUUUGGCUGCCCGUAAUGGCCAAUGCCAAUUCGCCAUCAAGAGUGGCGGUCAUUAUUCUUUCGAAGCUUCUACCAUUGAGAACGGGCUCGUUGUCGAUCUUGCUCACUUGAAUCAGACAACUGUUAGCAAUGACAGAAAGUCUGCCAUUAUCGAGCCUGGAGCGAGAUGGUCUAGCGUCUACCCCAUCCUUCAAGAGUACAAUCUUACUGUACCCGGCGGCCGGAUGUUCGACGUCGGUGUUGGCGGUCUCACAUUGGGCGGAGGAAUAUCGUGGUUGAGCAAUCUCCAUGGACUCACUUGCGAUAACGUCCUUGAGUACGAGGUGGUCCUAGCCGAUGGCCAGAUUGUGACAGUGACUUCCUCAGCGUACCCUGACCUGUAUUGGGCUCUACGUGGUGGUGGCAACAACUUCGCUAUCGUCACCAAGUUCAAGUUCAACGCCUUUGAACAAGGUAAACUCUGGAACGGCAAUUUGAAGUAUUCCAGCAAAACCAAUGUCUCUGCAAUCGCCGCCUUUGCCAACUGGGGCAACCACCUCGUCGAUACGGACCUCAAAAGCGGCGGCGUGCUCCUCUGGGAUGCUCACAUCGACAGUCCACCUACUGGCACUGCAAUUCUAACACAUUCGGACACUUUCACCGAUGGCAAACACCCAUUGGUUUUCGAUGAGUUUUAUGAGGCCGGUCCAAGAAACAUCUCAGCGGGUAACGCAUAUCAUGCCGAGAUCGUUGACGGGCUUGUCUUCCCUGGAGGUGUCACCCGCAACUCCUUCUGGACGACUUCCUUCGAGCUUGACGCUGAGAUGAUGCAGACCGCUUUUGACACCUGGAACGAAGAAUCCAAGCCCAUUGCUUCCAUAGCAACCCAGCAGCUGCAGCUUCAAAUAUUCACCCGCGCCCAAAUGAACUUCAUGAAGGCAAACGGCGGGAACCCAACGGGUCUGGCUGGUCAAAAUCGACCUGUGGGGUUCGUCAACAUCGUUGCCAUGUGGCAAAAGGCCGAGGACGACAAGACGGUCUAUCGAGUACAGCAGCGCAUUGAAAAUCGGAUCAACGCCGCUGCAAAGGAGAGAGAACUCUACAGUAUCUACAAAUACACAAACUACGCCAGCCAAUUCCAGGACCCCUUCACAGGUUACGGAAGUGUCAACAAGGCGCGCCUGUUGCAGAUUGCGAAGAAAUAUGACCCCGAAGGUGUCUUCCAGACCUUAGUAAGCGGAGGUUUCAAGCUCACUCAUGGUUCCCAGGAGUUGUAG
Messenger RNA from Colletotrichum spaethianum, 1491 nucleotides. RefSeq names its product bifunctional solanapyrone synthase. The transcript has 3 exons. The coding region runs from base 1 to 1491 and encodes 496 amino acids. Gene Ontology annotation, molecular function: FAD binding. The record is from RefSeq and is a predicted model, not a curated record. NCBI's taxonomy places the organism in Eukaryota, Fungi, Ascomycota, Sordariomycetes, Glomerellales, Glomerellaceae.